CAUAUUAUUCGCGAAGAACGGCAUCGUUUCAAUCCGCUAUUUCUAUAGCUGCGGAUCCUCUCUUCUCCGCCGAAUGAGCAUCUCUGAGCGGCGCAAUUCCAAUCAAAUAUCGCUCGUACUAUUCCUGUGAUGCUCGGAAAUCGAACGGACAACAAUGAUUCCUAACCCUCUCUCAUUUCCAUCGAAUUUAAGGUACGCUACUAAAACCCCGCUUCCCCUUCUCUCUCGCCUCUUCUUCUGCACUAACCCCGCCUCUAUCGACCACGACGUGGAAGUCGUUUAUCGCAUCAUCACUAGCUCAUCCUCUUCUCAAAGCCUAAAACAAUCUUUAAAUUCAAGUGGGAUUUUUCUCAAUAACGAUUUGAUCGAUAAAGUUCUCAAAAGGGUCAGGUUUGGCCAUGGAAACCCCUUGCAAGCACUUGAGUUCUUUAAAUUCACUGCCAACAGAAAAGGGUUUUAUCACACUUCGUAUUCGUUAGAUACCAUGCUUUAUAUAUUAGGUAGGGGCCGUCAAUUUGAUCUUAUUUGGGAUGUUUUGAUUAAAAUGAAGAGGAAAGACCUGUCUUUGAUUUCCUCACGUACUAUGCAAGUGGUUUUGGGUAGAGUCGCUAAGCUAUGCUCUGUUAGGCAAACUGUGGAAUCUUUUAGAAGGUUCAAGAAGUUGGUUCCUGUGUUUGAUACGGUUUGUUUCAAUGCACUGUUGAGGACUUUGUGUCAAGAGAAGAGUAUGGCUGAUGCUAGAAAUGUGUAUCACACAUUGAAGAAAGAAUUUAGGCCUAAUUUGCAGACUUUUAAUAUACUUCUAUCAGGUUGGAAAUCAUCAGAGGAAGCGGAGUCAUUCUUUGAGGAAAUGAAGGAAUUGGGUAUCAAACCUGAUGUUGUCUCGUAUAAUUCUUUGAUUGAUGUGUAUUGUAAGGGCAGGGAGAUGGAGAAGGCCUACAAGGUGGUUGAGAAGAUGAGAGACGAGGAUAUAUCACCAGAUGUGAUAACAUAUACUAGCAUCAUUGGAGGGUUGGGGUUGAUCGGUCAACCUGAUAAAGCUAGAGGUGUAUUAAAGGAAAUGAAGGAGUAUGGAUGUUACCCAGACGUUGCAGCUUAUAAUGCUGCUAUUAGGAAUUAUUGUAUUGCAAAGAGGCUUGGUGAUGCUUCAAGUUUGAUGGAUGAGAUGGUGGACAAGGGUCUCAGUCCGAAUGCUACUACUUACAAUUUGUUUUUUAGGGUAUUUUAUUGGUCAAAUGACUUGAGGAGCUCAUGGAGUUUGUAUAGGAGAAUGAUGGAUGUUGGGUGCUUGCCUAAUACGCAGUCUUGUAUGUUUCUGAUCAGGUUGUUCAAGACGCAAGAGAGGGUGGAUCUGGCUCUACUGUUGUGGAAUGACAUGGUGGAGAAAGGUUUUGGAUCUUAUUCAUUGGUAUCUGAUGUGUUGUUUGAUUUACUCUGUGAUUUGGGGAGGUUGGCAGAAGCAGAGAAGUGUUUCCUGCAGAUGAUCGAGAAAGGGCAUAAACCAAGCAAUGUUGCUUUCAGGAGGAUCAAAGUUCUCAUGGAAUUGGCAAACAAGCAUGACGCACUCCAAAACUUAUCGGAGAAGAUUGCUAUUUUUGGGUCUUCAAUUCAAGUUCCCAGAGGAGAGGAGCACCUUAAUAGGACAUCAUAUAUAGACUCACUUCCUGCUUAAUUGUAGAAUAGAGCUGCGACAAGCCAUUGCAUGAAACAGCUUUACUGUUGUAGCAGAGAAUUCAGAGGAGGGCAGAGUGUUGUUUGGUUGUUCUCUUUCUGAUGGUAGAUACUGAAAAUUUCUUGCAUGGAUGAGGAGCAUUCUGAGGUGUGGUAGACAUUCCUCGAGAAAUAUUUUUGUCAUUUUUUAAAUUUGUUCUGUUUCUGCCUGGAAAACAUGCAUGAGAACUCAGAAGAGAACAUUUGGCAUCGAUGAAAAAUAAGAAGUUCUUAUUUGCUUCUUGAUUUAACAAAAGGGGAUUUUGGCUGCCUUUGAUUUUCAAGCCACGCCUUUCGCUGAAGUUUGAGAAGUGAUGUCUUAACUAGCAAGCAUUUCUUUGGAAGGGAAAUGUUGAGAAAGAAAUCCUUCUUAUAUGUUGGUGUUAAGGCUUCAUUUUGUCAAGUUUUCAGUUUUGACACAUCAUCAACCAUGACCUUGUGCUGCGCUCUGUGAAGAUAGAUGGCCAUUCGGUUUCAUUGGAUCCUCCGGAUAGAAAGAUAAAAUGUAUAAGAGCGACACUCUUGUAAUUUUCUUUUUCCUCCUCUAUUCUUUUCCCUCCAUGGUAAUGCAUUUCUGUCCUCAGUGUAACUAUUAAUGAACAUUUGAGGAUUUUAUGAACCAGGCUACUUUAUUUAAGAAUAUGGUCAAGAAUACUCUCUCUUUGCAA
Hevea brasiliensis (rubber tree) is the source of this 2378-nucleotide messenger RNA. Its product is annotated as putative pentatricopeptide repeat-containing protein At1g02420. The record is from RefSeq and is a predicted model, not a curated record. NCBI's taxonomy places the organism in Eukaryota, Viridiplantae, Streptophyta, Magnoliopsida, Malpighiales, Euphorbiaceae. The transcript has a single exon. The coding region runs from base 155 to 1672 and encodes 505 amino acids. Gene Ontology annotation, molecular function: protein binding.